AUGGCAUUCACUUGCUGCAGUUGUACUUGUGCAGGUCCCAGACAGCCGUUCUGUCAGAAGUGCCAUCGUUCUCCUCCCCCAGUUUUGGGAGGGAGCCUGGGAAUACCCGUGUUCAAGGGCUGUGUGAUGGUAACUGAGGAACCAUAUGUCAAGGUAGUGCCCCAGGCUUUACACGAUGUGGAGGGAAGCCUUGGCAUUAUUCAUGGGAGCAGCGGCAUUCACAUACGCGCUGUGCGCGCUGAAGAAGAGACUGCAGAGUCCAAACAAAUUUGGCCAACGGUCAAUAAGCAGCAAGUGAAAGUCUGGAAUGCAGUUGGACGGAUGAACGCCGAAAGGAAACCAGUGCCGGGGGUUGCAACUGAUGACCCUGUGGAUGACCACCUUCAGAGCGCACAAAUUGGUGAAGGACAGAUCCUGAUGCUGACUGUUCUAAAAGAUUUAGCGGCAAGGGCAUUCCAAGGACGCUACUGCCAUGCUUGA
This is a messenger RNA of Ostreobium quekettii, 480 nucleotides long. The record is from the annotation of a GenBank genome assembly. NCBI's taxonomy places the organism in Eukaryota, Viridiplantae, Chlorophyta, Ulvophyceae, Bryopsidales, Ostreobiaceae.